AUGACUGAAGUCAGCGGAUUCACCAUCGUCCUCAUCAUCGUCGUCAUCCUCACGACGCUCUUCUUCUGCUACGGGCUAAUGAAACUCAUUGCCUACCGCCUGCGCCGGAACCGCGCCCUUCGUGAAGAGGAGAGCCAACCAGUGGCCGAAGCCUAUGCCGUCCCCAUCGAGCCCAUCAGGGUUGUCCUCGCUAGAGAUGAGGAAGCCGCCAUAGGUAGCGAUGGCAGUGAGGUUUCUAAGAUCACACCACCUGCCUACGGUGCCUGGAGGGAGAGCGUGCGAGUCGACCCAGAUCUUCUGUUCUGGCGUCGUAACGAUUCCAUGAACCGCAAUGGUUCCGACAGCGACGACCACGUCAGGCCAGCCUCGAGUGCUAGUCGCCGUCCUCCAUCCUAUAUAUCCGACGAUGGAGUGUCCUAUGUUGUCCACGCGGAGCCUCGCUCAACUGUUAACUAUGCGGCCGAGCUGCCCAUUCACCCAUCCGAGGUCGGCCGAGUCCACCUUGCCCAGGUGUCUUAA
This is a messenger RNA of Geosmithia morbida, 519 nucleotides long. RefSeq lists its product as uncharacterized. Bases 1 to 519 code for a protein of 172 amino acids. The record is from RefSeq and is a predicted model, not a curated record. NCBI's taxonomy places the organism in Eukaryota, Fungi, Ascomycota, Sordariomycetes, Hypocreales, Bionectriaceae. The transcript has 2 exons.